GUGUUUUCUGACCAGCUGAAAAUGGCGGCUCGAAGCGUCGAAUCGUUCUAACUUUAUCACACAAUAAUAAACACAACAGUAUACUCAGCUGUUAUCGCAUAACAUGGGGAGAGACUUUGCUGAAGGGCUGCGGACCCUUUAGCUGGGAGACAUUACUUUCACCACUAACGGGAGUUGGAACGCAGAGAGAUCAUGGAGGACCCUCAUACACGGUAUAGCAAACGCCUGCGUACAGGGACGCGACGCCGCUACCAAGACGAUGGAAUCUCAGACGAUGAAAUUGAAGGGAAGCGGAUGUUCGACCUGGACGAGAAGCUGCAGUGCAGCAGGUUUAACUCUGAAUUGAUCAAACACAUGGAGGGAAAAGAUUUCACAUUUGAGUACAUCCAGAGGGAAGGGCUCAGGGAGCCCAUUAUCUUUGAGGCAGCCAAUGGCCUUGGCAUACAAAUGCCAGACUCUGAUUUCAGUGUGAGUGAUGUCAAGUUGUUUGUCGGAAGUCGACGAAUUGUUGACGUGAUGGAUGUGAACACCCAGAAAGGAAUCGAGAUGUCGAUGGCUCAGUGGAGACGCUACUAUGAGACGCCGCCAUCAGAGAGAGAAAAACUCUACAACGUCAUCAGUCUGGAGUUCAGCCACACCAAGCUGGAGAAUCUGGUCAAACGGCCGGCUUCGGUGGACCUCAUUGACUGGGUGGACAACAUGUGGCCUCGCCAUCUCAAGGAGAGACAGAGAGACUCCACUAACGCCAUCAUAGACAUGCAUUAUCCCAAAGUGCAGAAGUACUGUCUCAUGAGUGUGCAGGGCUGCUUCACAGAUUUCCACAUCGACUUUGGAGGCACUUCCGUCUGGUACCACAUCCUGCGAGGCGGAAAGGUGUUCUGGCUGAUUCCACCCACACCCCAGAACCUGGAGAUGUACGAGAACUGGGUGUUAUCAGGAAAACAGGGAGACAUCUUCUUGGGGGACAAGUGCUUUGACUGUCAGAGGAUAGAACUCAAGCAAGGAAACACCUUCAUAAUCCCAUCAGGGUGGAUCCAUGCUGUGUACACCCCAGAGGACACGUUGGUGUUUGGGGGGAAUUUCCUCCACAGCUUUAACAUCCCCAUGCAGCUCAACAUCUACAGCAUCGAGGAUCGCACACGGGUGCCAGCAAAGUUCCGCUACCCUUUUUACUAUGAGAUGUGCUGGUACGUCCUGGAGAGAUACCUCUACUGUCAGACCAACAUCUCCCAUCUCACUCCUGAGUUCAAAAAAUACUCCCUGGGCGUAGGACUGACCAAGGCUGACAUGGAAAACAUUGACUCCAACAGGAAUGGCACCUCUAAUGGAGUCGACAGCGACACUGAGAACAAGGAGAUAAAGGAAGAGGCGGUCAAAGAACAGGACGAAGAGGAAGCUAAAGAGACAGAAGCUCAACACCUGCUGACUCCCUUUGAGCUGGAGGGGCUGUGGAACCUCUUGGGGAAGCUGGAGGGGCUGCCGGAGCAGAAGAAGUGCGUCCCUGUGGGCAUCAUGAACCCCGACGCCCUGCUCGAUGACAUGAAGACUCUUCUAAAGGGGCAUGUCAAUGAUGACGCCAAACUGUCCUACACUGGAGAGCCCAUCGUCAAGUGGCCCAAAAGGCCUUCAUGGUACCAGCCCCCCACUCCCCCUCCCCCCGUCAUUUACCGUCCUCGCUUGGGCCCCAAGCCCCUGAGGUCCAUCAAGCGCUCCUCCAUCUCCGCCCUGCGGCGCAGGCGGGUCAGGUGUAAGCGCUGCGCCGCCUGCUGCAGGAAGGAGUGCGGCACCUGCCAGUUCUGCCACGACAUGAGGAAGUUUGGUGGUCCGGGGCGCAUGAAGAAGGGCUGCAUCAUGAGACGGUGUCUAGCGCCUGCCUUACCGAACACAGCGCGAUGUGCCAUAUGUGCAGAAGGGGAAUCUGACGAAUCAAAUCCCAGCACUCACUCCCUGAUGGAGUGCUCUGUGUGCUCGCAGAUAGUCCAUCGUCAAUGCAAUAAGGAGCCUGGUGAAGGGAAAAUCAAUAUCGAUCUGCCCAGCUGCUGGGAAUGUCCCAAAUGUUACCAUGGAAAAGACUCAGGCUCAGAGUCUACCAGCGAUGAGGAGAGUGGAGAGUCGGAGGGCUCAACCGCUCUGCCACCGAUCAAACGCGCCUUCCGGGAAGGCAUCGGCGUAGGGGCGAGACGAGGGACACGUAGCGGUUCCUCCUCCCGACCCACAGCUCUCCCACCGUCUCAGAAGCUGCUCCUGCAGCAUCAACAGAACCGGAAAAGAGCAAAUGCACUGGAGCUCAGACUGAAGAAGAGGAUAAAACUAGAGCGCAGCAAAAUCUUAACGAAGCAGUCGUCUCAGGAGCGUUCCCCCCGCUCGCUGUGCUCCAGGCUGCCGUCCAGGCUGCGCACCGCCACCAGCAGACUCUCUCAGGGCCGAGGCCGGGGCUCCACCUGGGCCGGAGCGCCUCCUCACCCCAGCUCUCCAGGGGGGACGGGGUCUUUCCAGCAGCAGCAGCAGCAGCAGCAGCAGCAGCAGCAGCAGCAGCAGCAGCAGCAGUCUUCCCUCGGUCUGGCACUUGAGCCCAAGGGAGAGGCUCGCCGAGGGAGGGGGAGAGGGGUGAGGCUGCGGGGGGGAGGAGCAGGGAGAGGCAUGAGAAGUGGUAGAAGCCAUGAAGAGUUGGAGGAGGAGACGGAGGACAGCAGCACCAGCAGCAGCACCAACAGCAGCAGCUCCAGCAGCGACGAGGAAGAGGGGCAGAACAGCGGGAGGGGGCUGGAUAAGGAGAACCAGCCACAGUCGAGGCGAGAGGCAGCCAAAGAGAGAGAGGAGGACCUGAGCGAGGCGGCCAACCAAAACGGAGCAGAAGAGGACGAGGAGGAGAGCGAGCAGGACGGUGAGAUCGGGAGAAAAGCUGGCUCAAAUCAUAAAGUUACACUCCAAAAGCCAACCAGAGCCCAGCGGGACCCGUCGGCCAUCGUCCCCAAAUUGGAAGCCAUCUCCCCUCAAACUCCCCCUUCCACAAUACACAACCAGAGCAGAGUCCUCGCCAGACCCCCCAUUAGGAACCGCGGUCCUGAUCCACACUCCAGUAAGCACGCACGCCCACACACACCGAGCGGACACACAGACACUCAAGAGAGGCUGGAGGACUCUCAGAAAACCAGGCCGGCUAAACUGAGCAACGGCGCCUCCUCUUCGUCGACCCCCGAUCUUCCACAUCUGCGCAUCCCUCUGUCCGCCCUGCAGGAGGGGGGGGGCGAGGCGGAGAGGGAGAACGGAGCCAGCGGGCCGGGCUGCGAGAGGGAGGUCUGGGUCUCUGUCUUCCGUUACUUGAGUCGAGCAGAUCUCUGCGUCUGCAUGGCCGUCUGCAAGAACUGGUACAAAUGGUGUUUAGACAAGCGGCUAUGGGCCCGGAUUGACCUGAGCAUCAAACGCACCGUGACUCCUCAGGCUCUGACGGGCAUCAUAAAGAGACAGCCAAUCACACUCGAUCUCUCUUGGACCAACAUCUCUAAAAAACAGCUCAACUGGCUCGUUGGCCGACUUCCUGGGCUGAAGGAUCUGAUGCUGGCCGGGUGUUCAUGGUUAUCUAUUUCCGCUCUCUGCUCCUCUGGGUGCCCUCUCCUCCGCUCUCUUGACCUGCGGUAUGCAGACGGAGUCAAAGACUCUCAGAUCAGGGAUCUAGUCACCCCUCCAGGUUGUGACAAUCGCAGUCAGUUGCGCAGCAUGCAGUGUCUGCGUCUAGCCGGCCUGGACAUCAGCGACUCCACCCUGCGCCUGGUGAUCCGCCACAUGCCACAUUUAACCAAACUGGACAUCUCCCACUGCAACAACCUCACGGACAACUCCAUCAACCUGCUGACUGCAGUGGGCUCCUCCACCCGGAACACCGUCACAGAACUCAACCUGGGAGGUUGCAGUAAACUGUCCGAUACGUGUCUAAAGUAUCUCCGCCGCCUCGCCUGCAUCUCGCUGCUCGACCUGCGAGGCUGUAACGGCGUCUCCCGAAAGGCCUGUGAGGCCUUCAUCGCCGAGCUGUCAGUCAACAUGCUCUACUGCCUAUCGGAUGAUAAACUGAUCCAGAGGAUAUCCUAGGCUCUGCGUCCUGUGACUGCAGAGGCAAUACGAGUUGCACAGGCAGCAGAUCCUGAUGUGAUUCUGUUUGACAGAAAGGACACAGACAUGCAGGGAAGUUACCAAGCACCUGUUUCACAUCAGAGGAGGGCUGGGGUCUAAAGUCACUAAACUGGUGUUGGUGAGAGGGUCGUCAAAGCUGAAACAAAGUUUCUUUAACUUUCUAUACAUUUGUUCCAUAUACCCUUAACAGUAAACUCAGCUUUUUUCAGUUAUUUUUGGAAAUAAUGUCGUGUUGGAAAAGUAAAAUGUCUAUUUUUGCCAGGAGUGGGAUGACAAUUAAUUUUCUGUAUUGAAUUGCUCAUAACCAAGAGUUUAACUCUUCUUUGGACAGAUGCCAUCUUGAUUCCUAUUUGGGAAAUACUUUUUUGUUUCACCUUUGGGGUAUAACCGCAUUGUUACGUUUGGAUGAUGCCCAUUAAGUCUUAUUUAUGAUGUCAUUUAUCAUUUUAACUCAUCAGCUGCAUCUGGGUGCUCUAAAUAGAUGGUUAUUUUUGUCAGAUUCAAAGAGAGCAAAUGUUUAGAAGUUGUAUGACGUCUGCUUCAUGCACAGCCACUAUGCGUUGAGAGUUUUUAUUUUCAAGACGACUUAAGGUGACAGGUCUUUGUGAUUUAUAAAGUGAGUGACUGCAAUGCCUUGUGUUUGUAUGUUCAGCUUAGAAAGGCAUUUGGGUGCAGCAGGAGUUCAGUGGUAUACAUGGUGAGUGUACAUGGACAUUGAGUGGAUGUGGUUGUGUAAAAAGGGUAAAAAGACUGUGAGAAGGCAAUCGACAUGGCAACAACACCUCCCCCCAGCAAAGGGCAGGUUGCAUUAAAUAGUGAGCCAAGGGUUAGGUGUCGGAUAAACGGUGCAUUUUCAAACAAACGUUAGACUUCAGGUGCUAUUAUUUCCAAACUUGCUUUGUUUUUGUACAGAGACAACCUUUACAGUAAAAUGUUAUUAUUCUAGAUAAAACUGCUCCCCAUCCCUCUUUGAUACAUUUAUUUUCUUUCAUUGAUGAAAAUGUGCAAGUAUCUACUUUUCUCUGAACUUCAUGACCUUGUCCAAUUCAGUGUAGGGAUGUACAAUUUAGUUUGGGGGCUUGGGUUGCUCAUUUUUUGGUUCCGUUAUAAAGUGUAGUGGUUCUGUAUCAAAAGGCCUCUUUCCAGACUGCUCUCCAGGCCAUAUCCCUUCAAAUGAAAAUAAGUAUAUCAAAAUAUACUUUUGUGUAAAUGUGUUUUCCUCUUUUCGAUUAUCAAAACGGGAUUCCUGUAGCAUUGUAAUUAUUUUCAGAAUACUUUUUUUCACUUUAUGUUAUGUGUUAUUUUUCAAUAAAAAAAAAAAAA
Molecule: messenger RNA, 5451 nt
Organism: Trematomus bernacchii (emerald rockcod)
Lineage: Eukaryota; Metazoa; Chordata; Actinopteri; Perciformes; Nototheniidae
Gene: kdm2ab
Product: lysine (K)-specific demethylase 2Ab
Biological process (GO): protein demethylation; regulation of transcription by RNA polymerase II
Molecular function (GO): zinc ion binding; transcription coregulator activity; protein binding
Source: RefSeq, a predicted model, not a curated record